UUGUCGCGAAGCGGUUGUCAACAAGUUUUAAAUGAGACCCGGGAGAUAAUGAAGCUAAUUUAUUAAAAAUACUUAACAAUUUUUAACGGUCGAAUAACUAUAGCCUAGCCCUAAGUGAAUUAUUUCUAUAAUCUAUUAUUUAUUGUUAACUUUUAAAACAGAACAUGAUUUAUUAGUGUGUAUAAAUUACAUCGUUUUUGAAUGUUACAUAAUAUGUGUGCGUGUACGUAAACGAAAGUCAUUAUCUGAACAAUUAUCAGUUGAUAAUAUUUGUAUUGUCAAUGACGUGGUGGUACUAUAAUUGAGUAGGUAUAAUUAAUAGUUGUGUUAUCAUCGCAGCGGUAAUUCGCGUUCGUGGUUAUAAACGAAAAUUAAAAUGGGAUUAAAAUAUAUAUUUAUUUUAACGGUUUGCGUUUUACAUACAAAUGCGUGGUCCGACAACAGGCUUCGAAGUUUUAACAAAGAUUUUAUGUUUGGCGUUGCAUCAUCCGCCUACCAAGUAGAAGGUGCCUGGAAUGUCGAUGGUAAAGGUGAAAGCAUGUGGGACAGAUACCUUCACACCCGACCUGACGUGAUAGCUGAUGGUAGGAACGGUGAUGUCGCCAGUGAUUCCUAUCACCAAUACAAACGAGAUGUCGAAAUGUUGCGUGAACUCGGCGUAGAUCACUACAGGUUUUCGAUUUCUUGGCCACGGGUGCUUCCUACAGGUUUUACAAACGUUAAGAACGAAAAAGGUCUCGAAUACUACGAUAAUUUAAUAAACGAAUUACUUAAAUACAAUAUAGAACCGAUGGUCACGUUGUACCAUUUUGAUUUGCCCCAAACUUUACAAGAGUUGGGUGGUUGGGCCAGUCCUCUAGUGGUUCAGUGGUUUGAGGACUACGCUAAAGUCCUUUUCGAAAGAUACGGAGAUAGAGUCAAGUACUGGAUAACUAUAAACCAACCAUCGUUUUGUUUUGAAGGCUAUGGAGGUAUAAUGGCUCCCGCACUUGAUUCUAAAGGAAUAGGAGAUUACAUGUGCUUGAAACAUGUUUUACUUGCCCAUGCGACGGCCUACAGAUUGUAUGAAAGGGAAUAUAAGAAGAAAUAUAAGGGUUCCGUCGGUAUAUCCUUAUCUCUAAACUACGGUUUCGGAUUCGACAAUAAAACAGAAAAUGAAGAGGCGGCUGAAAUUUAUAGAGAUUUUACUAUUGGUAUGUACAUGAACCCAAUUUGGUCGAAAUACGGCGAUUUCCCGAAAACGGUGAAAAGCAGAGUAUUGAAAAAGAGCAAAGAGCAGGGAUAUGAAAUGUCGCGUCUACCCACAUUAAGCCCGGAGGAAAUUAAACUUUUGAAAGGUUCAGCUGAUUUCUUAGGUGUAAAUCACUAUACGUCAGUGUUAGUCAAACCUCAAAAAACCGAAAAGUUUGAAGUACCGUCAUUUGAAGAUGACAUAGGCGUUGAAAUAUCGCAAAGUGUUCAUUGGCCACAAUCAAAGAGUUCAUGGCUGAAAAGUUCCCCAUUCGGAAUAUACCGCCUAUAUAUGUACAUAAACCAAAAAUACGACUACCCUCAGACGUUUAUAACAGAGCAAGGCUGGUCCUCCGAGCCGGGUCUCAACGACCGAACGAGGGUAGAUUAUUUAAGGGAAUAUUUAGUCGCAGUUUUAUUUGCUAUUGAAGAUGGAGCUCAAAUAAUGGGUUAUACUGUUUGGAGCUUGAUGGAUAAUGUUGAGUGGGUUGCUGGCACGAGUGAACGUUUUGGCCUGUAUGAAGUAGAUUUUGAAUCUGAAGAAAAAACGAGGACAGCUAGACUGUCAGCACUAGUCUAUAAACGAAUAAUACAGAAGAGGAUUGUCGAAAAAGAUUGGGAACCAGAUAAUUGGAAAAUAUCCAUAACACAAAAGAAGAAAAAAGAUGAAUUGUAGAUUUAUUUAUAAGUGAUUUAUUAUUACAAAGUGUUACAAAAUUA
Molecule: messenger RNA, 1950 nt
Organism: Pieris napi
Lineage: Eukaryota; Metazoa; Arthropoda; Insecta; Lepidoptera; Pieridae
Product: myrosinase 1-like
Exons: 10
Coding region: 377-1906 (509 amino acids)
Biological process (GO): carbohydrate metabolic process
Molecular function (GO): beta-glucosidase activity
Source: RefSeq, a predicted model, not a curated record